AUGCGCUUCGCCGCAUCUCCGCCGAAACGCAAACCGCGCCUCAUUAGCGUCGGUUCUCUUUCCAUUGACGAGCAGAUCGAUGAUACUUCCGACCAGCUGGCAACGGAAGUAAGACCUCUUUACUUAUGGUUCAUGGGGAUGGUCAGUGAGGAAGUUCACGACAACGAGAUAUUUCUCCGGGAGCUGCCUUACGGCAGUGAAGGUAGUGAUACCAGCAGCUAUGAUUCGUCCAGCGAGUGCGACCCAAGCAGCAGUCUGCACAGCAGUAUGAGCAGCUUUUUAUCUCGAGACUGGGACCAGCCCAAGGUAAACUUUCCACCCAGGACGCCAUAUGACGACAAGAUUGAAAUGGAGUAUGCAAUCAGCGAUAAAUGCAACAAGGAACUCUACAGUUCCAGUCUGAUUGUGAGGCCGACCUUACUUACAUACACCAAGCCAUGUGGAGUUGAGGCGGUACGAGUUGGCCGGGAGGGAAACACGCAGUCAGGCUGGACAAUCAGCAGAUUUGACGCCGGCCAUUGGCUGUACCAAUAUGGUAUUUGCGGCAGUUUGGAAGGCAUUGCUACAAUUACAACGUAG
Messenger RNA from Colletotrichum costaricense, 579 nucleotides. RefSeq lists its product as uncharacterized. The coding region runs from base 1 to 579 and encodes 192 amino acids. The record is from RefSeq and is a predicted model, not a curated record. The transcript has a single exon. Lineage: Eukaryota; Fungi; Ascomycota; Sordariomycetes; Glomerellales; Glomerellaceae.